Schistocerca americana (American grasshopper) is the source of this 11239-nucleotide messenger RNA. RefSeq names its product sushi, von Willebrand factor type A, EGF and pentraxin domain-containing protein 1 (gene uif). NCBI's taxonomy places the organism in Eukaryota, Metazoa, Arthropoda, Insecta, Orthoptera, Acrididae. Gene Ontology annotation, molecular function: calcium ion binding; Notch binding. The transcript is spliced from 62 exons. Bases 16 to 10731 code for a protein of 3571 amino acids. Gene Ontology annotation, biological process: Notch signaling pathway. The record is from RefSeq and is a predicted model, not a curated record.
ACGAGAGACGCCGCCAUGCUGCUCCGGUUGGCGGCCGUCUUGCUGUCCGCCGCUCUGGGACUGCGCCCACCGUCCGCUGCAGCGCAGAGUCCCAGUAGUAGUCUGUUCUCCUGUCCAAACGGAUGGGAACUGCGAGGUCUGCAUUGUUACAAAUUCUUUAGUAUUCCACAUUCUUGGGAGAAAGCUGUUGAGCUCUGCAGGAGGUACGGCAGUGACCUCGUGCUGGUGGAAUCUUACGCUGAAAAUAACUAUACAGCAAGUGUAGCAUUGCGGAGCCUUCAGCCAGGAGAUCACAGUAGUCAUCAAUACUGGCUGGGACUUGCUGCCCUUGAUGAUCUCCGUACAAAUACACUUGAGUCUGCUGCAGGGUUGCUGGUCUCACAAUAUGCAGGAUUUUGGGCAUUAAAUCAACCAUCUCCUGAGGAUGGUGAAUGUGUAGCUGUGAAGAUAAAUGAUGAAUAUCAGUCAUGGGAAUUGACAACAUGUGGAUCACUCCUCCCUUUCCUGUGCAGAGCAACAGCUUGCCCUGCAGGUUCAUAUCAUUGCUCAAAUGGACGAUGCAUUAAUUCUGCUUUCCGUUGUGACAAGCAAAAUGACUGUGGGGACUGGUCAGAUGAGCUUGAUUGUCCAUCAAACUGUCAUUUCUAUAUGGCAAGCAGUGGGGAUGUUGUUGAGAGUCCCAAUUACCCACAGAAAUAUGAGCCCCUUUCUGACUGCAAGUGGACUCUGGAAGGUCCACAAGGACACAAUAUCCUACUGCAGUUUCAAGAUUUUGAGACAGAGAAAUCAUUUGAUACAGUACAAAUACUUGUUGGUGGACGCACAGAAGAUAAUGCUGUCAAUCUUGCAACAUUGUCUGGAAAAAUGGAGCUCAGCAGCAAAUUGUUUGUGUCUGCAUCAAAUUUCAUGAUAAUUAAGUUCAGCACUGAUGCUUCAGUGGAGAAAAAAGGAUUCAGGGCAUCAUGGAAGACUGAACCGCAAACAUGUGGGGGAACAGUACGUGCAACAAAUCAACCGCAAGCUCUGACAUCUCCUGGUUAUCCUCAAGAUUAUCCUGGUGGCCUUGAAUGCCUAUACAUUAUUACAACACAGAUGGGACGUGUUAUAACACUUGAGAUAGAAGAUUUGGACUUGGAAGUUGAACGUGAUUAUAUUCUAAUUAGAAAUGGUGACAGUCCUAAAAGUCAGCUUAUAGAGAGGCUAACUGGUUCCAAAGAAGACAAUCCACCAGUCAUAGUAUCAACAGAAAACAAGUUAUAUCUGUACUUUAAAACAAGUCUUGGAGACUCCAGGAGAGGGUUUAAAAUUAAUUACUCACAAGGAUGCAAAGCAACACUUAUAGCUGAAAAUGGCACAAUAUCUUCGCCUGCAUUUGGAAUUACAAAUUAUCCUAGCAAUCAAGAAUGCUUGUUCAAAUUGAAAAAACCGGGUGGUGGCCCACUUUCUCUAAAAUUUGAGAAUUUUACUGUGCAUCAGUCUGAUUUUGUGCAGGUGUUUGAUGGUUCAAGCAUUAGUGGCCUGCGAUUGCAUCCUGGCAAUGGUUUCACAGCAAAUGCUGUACCUCGCAUUACACUAACUGCAUCCAGCGGAGAAAUGUUGGUUAGAUUUGUGACUGAUGCUUUGCAUAACAGUUUGGGUUGGAAAGCUACAUUUUCUGCAGAUUGCCCAAUUCUUCAGCCAGGUUUAGGUGCCUUAGCUUCGAGCAGAGAUACAGCAUUUGGCACACAGGUGACAUUCACCUGUCCUGUGGGUCAGGAAUUUGCCACUGGACGUUCACGUAUCACAACACAGUGUAUGCUUGGUGGAAACUGGUCUGUUGACUACAUCCCACCAUGUCAAGAGGUUUAUUGUGGUCCUGUGCCACAGAUAGAUAAUGGAUUUUCUAUUGGUGCCACAAAUGUUACCUAUCGUGGAGAGGCAACAUAUCAGUGUUAUGCGGGCUUUGCAUUUCCUUCAGGACAGCCACUAGAACGUAUAUCUUGUUUGGCAGAUGGUCGAUGGGAACGAUUGCCAACUUGCUUAGCAUCUCAGUGUGCACCUUUGCCAGAGUCUCCUCACGCUAAUACAACAAUACUAAAUGGAGGCGGUAGAAGUUAUGGUACUAUUGUUAGAUAUGAAUGUGAACCUGGCUACACACGUAGUGGUCAUCCUGUUAUUUUGUGUAUGAGCAAUGGAACAUGGUCUGGAAAUGUACCAACAUGUUCACGUGUUCGCUGUUAUAACUUUCCUUCUAUAAAGAAUGGAUUUAUAACUGACAUCUCCAGGGAGUAUUACUAUGGAGAUGAGGCUCGAGUACAGUGUCACAAGGGCUACAAGUUGAUAGGUUCAAAUAUAAUGCAAUGCAGCAGUAAUCAGGAGUUUUUGAAUCCCCCAACCUGUGAAGAUGUUAAUGAAUGCUCCAACAGUCAGUGUGAUUUAGCAUCAAGUGAAUGUAUCAACACUCCGGGAUCAUUCCAUUGCCGCUGUCGCAAAGGAUUUUCACCAAACUUGGAAUGCCGGCCUGUCACUGAUUUGGGACUUACCACUGGAGGAAUCCCUGAUGAAGCUAUUACUGUAUCAGGCAGCGAACCAGGAUAUAAUAAGAAUAUGAUCCGCUUGAAUAAUCCUGAUGGAUGGUGUGGGAACAGUGUAGAACCAGACAACAACUGGGUUCUUCUUGAUCUUCGAGCUCCUACUAUUAUCAGAGGCUUCCGCACUCAGACUGUGCCUCGUGCUGACGGCAAUCUUGCUUUUACUUCAGGUUUGAGAAUACAGUACACUGACAAUUUAACAGACAUUUUCCGUGACUACACAAAUCCAGAUGGUACACCAGUGGAGUUCCGAGUUUUGGAACCCACACUGUCAGUACUUAACUUGCCGGUGCCUAUUGAGGCUCAGUACGUACGCUUCAGAAUCCAGGAUUAUGUCGGUGCCCCUUGCUUGAGACUUGAAGUCAUGGGAUGCACUAGGCUGGAGUGUGCUGACAUAAACGAAUGUUUGGACAAUAAUGGUGGCUGUGAUCAAAAGUGUAUUAACAGCCCAGGAAACUUUAGCUGUGUGUGCAACAUUGGGUAUGAGCUUUUUACUGAGAAUGGAACUGCUGGAUUUACUGUUGCGGUUUCUGAAACGGGGGAGAGGGAUGGGGACAUUUUCCAACGUAACAAGAGUUGUGUACCCGUGAUGUGUCCUGCAUUACAGGCACCAGAGAAUGGCUUGAUUUUAUCAACAAAGGAUAUGUAUCAUUUCGGAGAUCUCGUCAGCUUCCAGUGCAACUUUGGCUACGUUAUGUCUGGUUCUUCAUCAUUGCUGUGCACAUCAGCGGGUCUAUGGAAUGGCUCUGUACCAGAAUGCCAAUAUGCCCAGUGUGUGUCCCUGCCAGAUGACAAGUCAGAAGGACUCACAGUAGUGAGACAAGACCAGUCUAGUGUGUUAGUUCCAUUCAGAGAGAAUGUCACACUUACAUGUGGUAGUCCAGGCCGCACUCUGAGGAGAACGGCCACAUCUGGCUUUCGGCAGUGUGUCUAUGAUCCUCAACCUGGUCUCCCAGACUACUGGCUUUCUGGCUUGCCACCUGCAUGUCCAAGAGUAGAUUGUGGUGAACCUGAGCCAACCCCUGGGGCUGAAUAUGGAAACUACCUUGAUACAAAAUAUCAAUCAUCAUUUUUCUUUGGUUGCCAAGAUACAUUUAAAUUGGCAGGACAGACAAAUCAUCAUGACAAUGUCGUACGGUGCCAGGAAACUGGUGUUUGGGACUUUGGUGACCUAAGGUGUGAAGGCCCAGUAUGUGAAGAUCCUGGUAGACCUCCAGAUGGUUUCCAAGUAGCUCGCAGUUAUGAGCAAGGAUCUGAAGUAACAUUUGGCUGCAGUCGUCCUGGUUAUAUUCUGAUAAACCCCAGACCUAUCACUUGCUUACGUGAACCAGAGUGUCGAGUUGUGAGGCCACUGGGUUUGGCUUCUGGGAAGAUACCAGACUCAGCUAUCAAUGCAACAUCAGAACGACCAAACUACGAAGCAAGAAAUGUACGUCUGAAUUCUGUCACUGGAUGGUGUGGAAAACAGGAAGCUUUCACAUAUGUGAGUGUAGAUCUUGGCCAGGUGUAUCGUGUGAAGGCUAUCCUUGUAAAAGGUGUUGUGACAAAUGACAUUGUUGGUCGCCCAACUGAAAUACGUUUCUUCUACAAACAAGCUGAAAAUGAAAAUUAUGUUGUUUACUUCCCUAACUUCAACCUGACAAUGAGAGAUCCAGGGAACUAUGGAGAACUGGCUAUGAUUACACUUCCAAAAUAUGUUCAAGCCCGGUUUGUUAUUUUAGGAAUUGUAAGUUAUAUGGACAAUGCCUGUUUGAAGUUUGAGUUGAUGGGUUGCGAGGAGCCCGUUGUGGAACCUUUGUUGGGAUACAAUUAUGGCUACUCCCCAUGUGUUGAUAAUGAACCUCCAGUAUUCCAGAACUGCCCACAACAGCCUAUAAUUGUUCAGAAGGGACCAAAUGGUCUUGAGCCUGUCAAUUUUACUGAACCUCUGGCUGUUGACAAUAGUGGCAGCAUAGCUCGUCUGGAAGUAAAACCACAGAGUUUCCGAACACCCAUACAAGUAUUUCAGGAUAUGGUGGUGAAAUAUGUGGCAUUUGAUUAUGAUGGCAAUGUUGCCAUUUGUGAAAUAAACAUUACAGUUCCAGAUGACACACCACCACUACUUAGCUGUCCUCAGAGUUACGUCAUUGAGCUUGUUGACCGACAAGAUAGUUAUGCCGUCAAUUUCAAUGAUACACGACGUCGUGUAAAUGUGUCUGAUGCAUCUGGGGAAGUUACUGUGAGAUUUAUACCUGAAAGGGCAACUAUUCCUAUUGGAGGCUUCGAAAAUGUUACUGUUGUGGCAACUGAUAAGUUUGGAAAUGAAGCUAAGUGCCAUUUUCAGGUCGCGGUGCAAGCAACUCCUUGUGUGGAUUGGGAACUUCAUCCACCAGCAAACGGUGCACUAAAUUGUCUUCCUGGAGAGAAGGGGCUCCAGUGCAUUGCAACUUGCAAUCCAGGAUUCCGGUUCACAGAUGGAGAACCUGUAAAAACAUUUAGUUGUGAACUCAAGAGGCCCUGGACACCAACUUCCGUUGUCCCAGAUUGUGUGUCAGAAGAUACUCAGCAGGCUGACUACCAUGUUGUAUCUACAAUUACAUACAGAGCUAAUGGAGCUGUAGCAUCACUAUGCCUGUCGCAAUACGAAGACCUUGUGUCACAGUACUAUCCAAGUUUAAACAAUGUACUCACUCAACGAUGCUCAGCUGUUAAUGUGAAUAUGAAUGUUUCAUUUAUUGAUGUGAAACCGAAACUGCUGGAGGAAAAUGUUGUUCGGAUGGAUUACAUACUUGUGAUAGUACCUGCUGUACGCCAGCCACAGUUAUAUGACCUUUGUGGAUCAACACUGAACCUUAUAUUUGAUUUAUCAGUACCAUACGCAAGUGCUGUGAUAGAACCACUGCUCAAUGUAUCUGCCAUUGGGAACCAAUGUCCACCUCUGCGUGCUUUGAAGUCAAAUAUUUCAAGAGGUUUUGAUUGUAAUGUGGGAGAAGUGCUCAACAUGGACACUAAUGAUGUACCACGUUGCUUGCAUUGUCCUGCGGGUACAUUUGCUGGUGAGAAACAGAAAACAUGCACACCUUGCCCAAAAGGAUUUUUCCAGAACAGAGAUCGACAAGGUUCCUGCAUUCGCUGUCCACUUGGAACAUACACGAGGGAAGAAGGUUCUAAGAGUAUUACAGACUGUGUCCCAGUUUGUGGUUAUGGUACAUACUCUCCAACUGGCUUGGUACCUUGCCUUGAAUGUCCACGAAACAGUUACACCGGAGAGCCACCAACGGGAGGUUUCAAAGAUUGUCAGGCAUGUCCUGCAAGCACUUUUACAUACCAACCUGCAGCUCCAGGGAAGUCUUUCUGCAGAGCUAAGUGCUCUCCUGGCACCUACUCAGACACUGGGCUAGCUCCAUGUGCACCAUGUCCUCGAGAUUUCUACCAAUCACAGGCUGGCCAAACGACAUGUAUUGAAUGCCCUGGGAACAUGCGAACUAGUGGACCAGGGGCAGUUGGAAGAGAAGAAUGUGAACCUGUGCAGUGCACUGAGAAUGCCUGCCAACAUGGAGGCCUCUGUAUACCUAUGGGCCAUGGAAUUCAGUGUUUCUGCCCAGCUGGUUUCUCUGGACGCCGUUGUGAAAUUGACAUUGAUGAAUGUUCAUCACAGCCCUGCUAUAAUGGCGGUAGCUGCAUUGAUUUACCUCAAGGCUAUCGCUGUCAGUGUGCACCAGGCUACAGUGGUAUAAACUGUCAAGAAGAAAAAUCUGACUGUAGGAAUGAUACCUGUCCUGAGAGGGCAAUGUGCAAAGAUGAACCUGGAAUCAAUAAUUACACUUGUUUGUGUCGCUCUGGCUACACUGGCUUGGAUUGUGAUAUAACAAUAAAUCCCUGCACAGCUAGCGGAAACCCUUGUGCAAAUGGCGGUUCCUGUGUUGCUUUGCAACAAGGGCGAUAUCGCUGUGAGUGCUUGCCAGGUUGGGAAGGGCAGCAAUGUGAAAUUAACACAGAUGACUGUGCUGAGCGGCCUUGCCUUUUGGGUGCUAACUGCACUGAUCUCAUAGCAGAUUUCAGCUGCUCCUGCCCUCCUGGAUUCACAGGAAAACGUUGCCAUGUUAAAAUUGAUCUGUGUAGUUCAAAUCCUUGUCAGCAUGGACUGUGUGUUGACAGGCUGUUUUCACACCAAUGCAUUUGCCAUCCUGGAUGGACAGGUUCUGCAUGUGACAUCAAUAUAAAUGACUGUGCAAGUGCUCCUUGUGAGAAUGAUGGACAGUGCCUGGAUGAAGUAAAUGGCUUCAGUUGUAACUGUGAACCGGGUUACACUGGUAAAAGAUGUCAGCAUACAGUGGAUGAUUGUGCUUCAGAGCCAUGUCAGAAUGGAGCUACCUGUCAGGACACACUAGAAGGCUUUUUGUGCAGAUGCAGACCAGGAUUUGUUGGCCUACAAUGUGAGACAGAAAUUAAUGAAUGUCUCAGUGAACCAUGCAGCCCCGAAGGUACUGAAAAGUGUGUUGACCUUGACAAUAAAUUUUUAUGUCAGUGUCGUGAAGGAUUUACUGGUCACUUCUGUGAGGUGAAUAUUGAUGAUUGUGCCUCCUCUCCUUGCCUGAAUGGAGCAACUUGUAAGGACGAAGUUGGUGGAUUCCAUUGCUCAUGUCUUCCAGGGUGGACAGGGGCCCGUUGUGAGUCAGACAUUGGAACCUGUCAAGCUCAGCCUUGCCAAAAUGAUGCUCAUUGCAUCAACUUAUUCCAAGACUUUUUCUGCGUAUGUCCUUCUGGUACUGAUGGAAAACACUGUGAAACUGCACCAGAGAGGUGUAUAGGUAAUCCUUGCAUGCACGGUGGUCGCUGCCAAGACUUUGGGUCAGGUCUCAACUGUACCUGUCCUGCUGAUUACACAGGGAUCGGCUGUCAGUAUGAAUAUGAUGCAUGUGCAGCUGGAGCUUGCCAAAAUGGAGCAACUUGUAUUGAUCAUGGUCCUGGAUACACAUGCAUUUGUCCUGCAGGAUACACUGGAAAGAAUUGUGAAGAAGAUAUUGUUGACUGUAAAGAAAAUUCCUGUCCUCCUUCUGCAACAUGUAUAGAUUUGACAGGAAAGUUUUACUGCCAAUGUCCAUUCAAUUUAACGGGAGAGGACUGUAGAAAAACUAUCCAAGUGGAUUAUGAUUUAUACUUCAGUGAUCCAUCUCGCAGCAGUGCUUCCUUGGUUGUACCAUUCUACCUGGGUGCUAAAACGAGCAUGACCGUAGCAAUGUGGGUACAGUUCACACAAAAGGAUGAGGCUGGAACAUUUUUCACUAUGUAUAGUGUUAGCUCUCCUCAUGUUGUUACUGGCAAACGAGUUAUGCUGCAAGCCCACAGCAAUGGGGUUCAAGUGUCAUUAUUUGAGGACCUUCAGGAUGCAUACCUCGGAUUCCGAGAAUAUGCCACAAUUAAUGAUGGUCAAUGGCAUCAUGUAGCGAUUGUCUGGGAUGGAGAGAAAGGUGGAGAGCUGACACUCAUUACAGAAGGACUUAUUGCAAGCAAAGUAGAAGGCUAUGGCGGUGGUCGGAAAUUACCUCAACAUGCCUGGGUGACAUUGGGAAAACCGAGUGCCAGCAACCCAAGGGGAUACAUUGAAUCAGGCUUCCAGGGUCAUUUGACAAAGGUGCAGGUGUGGAACAGGGCUCUUGAUGUCACAAAUGAAAUUCAGAAACAAGUGCGCGACUGUCGAACUGAACCUGUCUUGUACCGUGGGCUAGCAUUGACAUGGGCUGGAUAUGACAUUACUGUGGGAGGUGUAGAACGUGUUGUGCCUUCACACUGCGGACAAAGACUCUGUGCUCCAGGGUAUUCAGGAGCUCAUUGCGAGCAGCUGCAGGUGGACAAGGUGCCACCUCGAGUGGAACAUUGCCCUGGAGAUUUGUGGGUGCUUGCCAAAAAUGGAUCUGCCAUUGUGACAUGGGACGAACCGCACUUCAGUGAUAAUGUGGGUGUGGUUCGUGUUGAAGAAAAGAAUGGGCAUCGUCCAGGCCAAACUCUCCUGUGGGGCACCUACACUAUUGCCUAUGUUGCUUACGACCAAGCUGGAAAUACUGCAACUUGUUCCUUUAAAGUGUAUUUGUUGGCUGACUUCUGCCCUGAACUUCCUGACCCUGUUGGUGGCACACAAUUGUGCAAAGACUGGGGAACUGGAGGACAGUUCAAAGUUUGUGAGAUUUCGUGCAACAAUGGUCUACAGUUUUCACAGGAAAUACCAAAGUUCUACACAUGUGGAGCUGAAGGUUUUUGGAGACCAACCACUAAUCCAGCACUGCCAAUGGUCUACCCAGCUUGCUCAACUUCAAAACCAGCGCAACGUGUCUUCAAAAUAAAAAUGCAGUUCCCUAGUUCUGUACUGUGUAAUUCUGCUGGACAAGGAGUCCUGAGACAGAAGGUUCGCAGUGCGGUGAAUUCUCUCAACAGAGACUGGAACUUCUGCUCGUAUUCUGUGGAAGGAACAAGGGAGUGCAAAGACCUAAAUAUUGAUGUGAAAUGCGACCACCGUUCCCGACCAGCAAGGGAUGUUAAUGAUGGCAGUGGCUCAUAUGUCCUGGGUGCUGAGGUUCCAGUUGAGCCACUGGGCAGGCAGUCUCGCCAGGCCAGCGACACUUACAACAUCGAGAUAUCCUUCCCAGCUAUCAACGACCCUGUCAUUAACUCUAACACAAAUGAGAGGUCAUCUGUCCAGCGAUUAUUGGAGAAACUCAUACUGGAGGAAGACCAGUUUGAUGUCCGUGACAUUUUACCAAACACAGUUCCAGAUCCAGCAUCACUGCAGCUGCAAUCAGACUAUGCUUGUCCACCAGGACAGGUGGUAAUGGCCCCAGAUUGUGUACCCUGUGCUGUUGGAACAUACUUUGUGAAGGAAACUCGUACAUGCUUGCCCUGUCCUGUCGGCUCAUAUCAGAGUGAAGCAGGACAGUUACAAUGCACACCUUGCCCAACAAUUGCUGGUCGCCAAGGUGUCACAGUAGGUCCAGGUGCUCGCAGUGCUUCUGAUUGCAAAGAGCGAUGUCCUGCAGGAAAGUACUUUGAUGAUGAAGCAGGACUAUGUCGCAGCUGUGGCCAUGGUUUCUACCAACCGAAUGAAGGAAGCUUCAGUUGUCUCCUCUGUGGCUUAGGAAAAACUACUCGUACUGCUGAAGCUGUUUCUCAUGAGGAAUGUCGAGAUGAAUGUGGCUCUGGCAUGCAGCUAGGUGUCGAGGGCAAAUGCGAGGCUUGCCCAAGAGGCACGUACCGCACGCAAGGUGUGCAGGCAGCGUGUGCAGCAUGUCCACUAGGGCGCACCACUCCACAACCAGGAGCAGCAACAGUAGAAGAAUGCUCACUGCCUGUGUGUCCACCUGGAACUCACCUUAACACCACUCUCAACAGUUGCGUGCCUUGCAGUAAGGGCACAUAUCAGCCAGAAGCACAGAAGACUUUCUGCAUACAGUGCCCUCCAGAUACGAGUACCAAAGGAACAGCUGCAACAAGCAAAGCUGAAUGUACCAACCCAUGUGACAUGGGAGCACCAGAAAUGCACUGUGAUCCAAAUGCCAGAUGCAUGCUGGACUCUGAAACGGGAAAUUUUGAAUGUGAAUGUAAACAGGGUUACAAUGGCACUGGAAAAAUUUGCACAGAUGUUUGUGUGGGGUACUGUGACAAUGAUGGUGUCUGUGUGAAGGAUAAUAGAGGCCAACCUUCAUGCCAUUGUAGUGGAAGUUUUACUGGUAAACACUGCAGAGAAAAAUCAGAAUUUGCCUACAUAGCUGGAGGCAUUGCUGGUGCUGUAAUAUUUGUUAUUCUAAUUGUGCUUCUGGUAUGGAUGAUAUGUGUAAGGUCAGCACAUAAGAAAGAACCAAAGAAAAUAUUGCCAGCUGCAGCAGACCAAAAUGGAUCACAGGUCAAUUUCUACUAUGGUGCACCAACACCAUAUGCAGAAUCCAUUGCACCUUCUCAUCAUUCAACAUAUGCUCAUUAUUAUGAUGAUGAAGAAGAUGGUUGGGAAAUGCCAAAUUUUUACAAUGAAACAUACAUGAAAGAAAGUCUUCAUAAUGGAGGAAAGAUGAACAGUCUGGCACGAUCAAAUGCCAGCAUAUAUGGCAAUAAAGAUGAUCUGUAUGAUCGAUUAAAACGCCAUGCUUAUCCAGGAAAGAAAGAUAAAAGUGACAGUGAUAGUGAAGGCCAGUGACAGUGAAUGAAAACAAAAACAGAAUUGUCUCCCCUCUUCUGGUCACAAAAAUGCUCAAUGAUUGUGAAAGGCAGAGAGACAUGCCUUGCUUCAAGUGUCUGUAUUUAAACAGAUGAAGGCUGAUCGCUAACAUUGAGUUUACACAAGUGAAUUGAACUUCUCUGUUGAAGUCAAGUGGGUAGUGUUUCUGAGUGGUGUGUGUGUGUGUGUGUGUGUGUGUGUGUGUGUGUGUGUUUGCAACUUUGCGUAUCCACAUAAGUGGGUUAUAAGUGUGUUCUUGCCCUAAUGAAGGUGUAUGUGCUCAAACUAUAAAUAGCUUUAAACUCUGUCUUUGCGAUCAGUCAAUGUUUGUAUAGACUGGACAAUAUGUGAGUGAAUGAAUUGUGCAGUCUAUUAAAAUCAAUGUUCUACAGUACUGACUGUUUACAAGUGAAAAAGUGCAAGUGUGAUAUGCAUGAUGACUUAGUAUGCAUUUAUAUACAUAUACAUAAAUAUAUAUAAUAUACAA